AAUGCUGGAUGAAGGAACCUUAUUAUGACUCUAAUGAUUAAUAUAUAAUAAAGUUUACACAUGGGAUUACCUUCUGCAAAGGCAAAUGAAUGGAAACAGCACGUCGUUCAUUGGAAAAUAAAUCUAAACUAUCUGAAUGCUGCAAGCUUAUGGUUAAAGCCAAAAUAUAGAAAUACACACAAUACAAAUUGUUGGUGAACAACUGAUAAAACAUUAACAAAAUGCAGCCAAAACUUUGUCUUCUUUUCGCUGCUCUAAUAGUUUAUGAAAAUCAACAAGUAUUUGGGGAGAAAUGGGAUUCAUUGCUCCAAGAAAAGUUAUUCACAGGAUAUAUGGCGAGCUCAAGACCACAGCUGAAUGAGACAACAAACCUUACAAUGGGUAUGUCAAUACGGAAUAUGUAUCAUUUGGAUGAAAGAAACAAAUUGGUUAAACUUAGUGUUUGGUUCAGAUUCUACUGGAAUGAUAUCCGUCUGCUAUGGAACCCAAAGGAUUAUGGGAACAUCACAAGAUUACAUCUGAAGACAACUGAAGUAUGGACACCUGAUAUUGUGUUACAUAACAGUCUGAAUGAAGAGUUUUCAUCCCUUCAUGAGUAUGCAAAUACCAUACCUGUGAUUGUCCAUCACAAUGGUGAUAUCACCUGGCUUUUCCCAGGUGUCAUUAAAACAUCAUGUGACUUUGAGAUCGCUCUGUUUCCCUUUGACACUCAGAAAUGCGCUUUAUACUUUGGAUCCUGGACAUAUAAUGGAAAUGAACUGAAUACAUAUCCCAUGGAUGCAAAAAGAGACACCCAGAGUUUUACAUUCCCGAAUGGAGAGUGGAUCUUUAUGAAUUUUGAAGUUAAGAGAAAUGUGAUGAAAUAUCUAUGCUGUCCCGAGCCUUAUGUAGACAUCCAAUAUGUCCUCACAAUUAAACGGAAGCCUCUGUUCCAUAUUCUGAAUCUCAUAGUGCCGUGUUCAUUUUUACUUAUACUAAGCACAUUGGGAUUCUUGAUGCCCAUUACAUCAGGGUCAAGGGCACCAUUGGCUAUCAUGGUGCUUCUCUCAAUGACAGUGUUACAGGUGACAGUGUCAGAUACGAUUCCCAGGCAGUCUGACUAUAUACCCCUCAUUAGUCAGUACAUUGGCUUUAUCCUUGUCAUGAUGGUAAUGAACGUCAUUCUUACAAUCUUAAGUCUAAACAUUCAUUACAAUGGGCCACAGUUCACCAAUUCUAUAUUAAUUAGAUGUUUUAAGUCUAUAGGGAGAUGCUUCAGUGUACAUAUUGAAAAUAAGAUACCUGAAAGAUUUACAACAAGAUUUACCGCUAAUGAUACACUCCAAAUGGCUUGCCACAUUAACGAGGGAUACCAUAAUGAAAAUGAAAUAUUAGAACCAACUGAAAAUAGUCACGUCUCAAGUAAAAUUAAUCAACUAUACAAAUUGUUGCAUAAAAUGCGUUUAGAGAAACAUGAACUCACUAAGAAAAAUAAUGAAAUGGAAACAAAGAGACAGGAAUGGAUACAAAUUGCUAUGAUUAUUGAUAGAGUAUUUGCAGUCACAUUUUUACUUGUAACCAUGGUAGCAUUUCUUGUAAUAUUCUCACAACUCUUUGGUGAAACCACAGAAACAUCACUAGAUUGGGUUGAAUAAUCAUUUCAAAUUACUUUUCAUAUUCAAAGUUAAUCAGACAUUUCAAGUUGUAUAUAAAUAUUUCAUAAGGAUCAUCUUCGGGAGCUCCAAUUCAAAAAACAAUAUAGCCCUCAAAAGGAUGCUAUAACAGUUGUGAAUAAUAACCUGUCUAUAUAGCUUCUUUGUUUAGCAAUCACUGAUUUUGAUAUAAUAAAUAUUGUAUUGGAUAUUCAUUUUUCCACAUGCAAAAUAAUUUCAUUAUUUGGAUUCAUUGACAAAAUAUACCCAAGCCACUACAAAUAAAACAUAUUUGUUUUGUGCAAGGUUUUAUGUUUAUUUUAUGUUAAAGGCACUUAACAUGACAAAAUUUUACCAUGUGUAAAUACAAAUUGUUACAUUAAAAUGAAAACUGUUGAAACAUGUUGAAAUAAUUCUCUUUUUUAAAUUUUGAUGAGUUUUGAAUGAAGUACAAUAGUAAAAAUGAACUGGACAUUUUAAGUCACCUGAAAAUACACUUCAGGGUAGUCACGAUAAAGCACAUGUGACUAUGGAAGCUCCUAUUAAAAAAGUUAUAACCUUAUACAUACAGCUUAUAUGUAUAACAUAU
Owenia fusiformis is the source of this 2220-nucleotide messenger RNA. The record is from the annotation of a GenBank genome assembly. Lineage: Eukaryota; Metazoa; Annelida; Polychaeta; Sabellida; Oweniidae.